UGUCCAGGUCCAAAUUAGGGAACUGGACGAGCUGGACGUUAUUAUCCCCUCAGUCAUUCUACAGUUAAACUACAUAAAUAAACAGCGUCAGUAUUAAUAGUAAUAAUGUCUGUAGACUCUGAACCGGGCGGUGUUUCUCUGCCUGUCUCAGGAAUACUGAUAGCAGUUAUAUCCAGCUUCAUCAACGGAUCCACGUUUGUGCUGCAGAAAAAGGGAAUAAUGCGCUCCAGAGACAGAGGAGUCUCGUACCUCACAGAUGUGGUGUGGUGGGGAGGAACACUGUCCAUGAUUGUUGGUCAAAUUGGGAACUUCCUGGCGUACAACAUGGCCCCCGCUGUGAUCGUGACGCCACUGGGAGCCCUCGGAGUGUUGUUUGGGGCUGUGCUGUCUUCGUGGAUCCUGAGGGAGCAUCUGAACCUCCUGGGGAAGCUGGGCUGUGUGUUGUGUUGCUGUGGCUCCGUCGUGCUCAUCAUUCACGCCCCUAAAGUCGAGGCUGUCACAUCUAGACUGGAGCUGGAGGACAGGCUGUCGGACCCAGUGUUUGUGCUGUACGCCCUCCUGGUGGUUGUGCUGCUGGCCAUACUGAUCGUGUGGGUCGCUCCCACUCACGGCUCAUCAAACAUCAUGGUGUACGUCGCCAUAUGUUCCCUCUUGGGAAGCUUCACCGUCCCCAGCAGUAAAGGACUCGGCCUGGUGGCGCCGGACGUGUUCGGAGGAGGUCCGCAGAGCAGCAGAGUUCUGGUUCUCUUCCUGGUCUUACUGGGAACGCUGGCCGUCAGCAUCCUCAUCCAGUUCUUCUACAUCAACAAGGCCCUGGAGAGCUUCAGCUCCAACGUGUUCGAAGCCGUCUACUACGUGACCUUCACAUCCACGGUGAUCGUUGCCUCUGCUCUUCUCUUCAGGGAGUGGACGGCGCUGACUCUAACCGACAGCCUCGCCAUGCUCUGUGGUCUGACCACGGUAUGCGUCGGGGUCGUUUUACUACGCAUUUCCCAAGACGCUUUGAUUACGUGGAAGAAGAAGACAGACUGAGAUGCCUUCACAUUUACACGACUCCUGUGCCAUACCGACUGUCUUAUAGCACCGUCUCUGCUUGAUUUGUUUAAAUGACCAAAUAAUGUAUUCGUUAGAGCCAUUUGUUCAGUAGAAAUAUCUGUGGUUAAUUUACAUUUUGUUUUAUUUGCUUGAGAUAAAUAACCCUGUAGUUUCACUGUGGUGUGCUCAAUAAGGACCAAUUGUGACUGCAGCCAGUCCUGUAUUCUGAUUGGGCGAAAGCUAAAUUGUGCUGCAUGUGCUCGUUAAACGAUUCAGUUGAAGCUAUGGAGCCUGGAGAGCACACUAGUCUUUGACCGUGCUUAAUAUACCGUGCUUAAUAUUACUGUUCUUACCUUUUUACUGCUUAUGUUUUUGAUAUUUUGUUACCAUUUUUGUAUUUGAAGACUAAAGAAAGAUUUUCAGUAAACGGUUGAAAUGAA
This is a messenger RNA of Sebastes umbrosus (honeycomb rockfish), 1475 nucleotides long. It is a transcript of the gene nipa1, whose product is annotated as NIPA magnesium transporter 1. Gene Ontology annotation, molecular function: magnesium ion transmembrane transporter activity. Bases 106 to 1032 code for a protein of 308 amino acids. Gene Ontology annotation, biological process: magnesium ion transport. Lineage: Eukaryota; Metazoa; Chordata; Actinopteri; Perciformes; Sebastidae. Gene Ontology annotation, cellular component: membrane. The transcript is spliced from 5 exons. The record is from RefSeq and is a predicted model, not a curated record.